This is a messenger RNA of Penicillium macrosclerotiorum, 945 nucleotides long. RefSeq lists its product as uncharacterized. The transcript has 2 exons. The record is from RefSeq and is a predicted model, not a curated record. Lineage: Eukaryota; Fungi; Ascomycota; Eurotiomycetes; Eurotiales; Aspergillaceae. Bases 1 to 945 code for a protein of 314 amino acids.
AUGCGGCCGCCGGAGAUGUCAUAUAGUCCUGCCUAUCACCAGGCCCAGGACUCCCUCGGCGCCGCGGCUCGCCAGUCGAUCCUCGCUCCUCUGCCUCGUCGAUCUCUAGAUCCUCCCCAGCCGAGCCAUCCAGCCCCUCGGCGCCCCUCCAACGACAGCCCGGGCGUCCCAGUGAGCCCACGCUCCUCGACCCGGGGCUCCCAUACCUAUUCUCCGGAAACACCCCACCGUGUCUCCCGAAUGGACGAGGACUCGACCGCUACGAGGAUCGUGGCCUCUGGUGGCAUCGUCCAUAAAGAAGAACGUUCCCCCGGCAGCUGGACGGACCGGCCCUCGUUGAUGUCGGCUGAGCACUCGGGUACCAUUCGUGCACACAAGCGAAGUGCCGUCCCUGAGGUUCCCGCCGUGGAGAGCCAGGAUGCGUUGCUCAUGAUUUUCCGCCUCUCUGUCCCGGUCCCCAUUUACUCAUUUGCGGCCUGCAUCUAUACAUGUUGUGCCUUGAUAUUCGCUCUCCUGAUUUCUCCUCUCCGUCUCUGCCCGCCUACCCCAUAUCUUCGCAACACAUCCCUCAAAUCCCAACUAUGUGAUCUCCUAGCGCCAGCUUUGCACACCCACGAGCGCCUCGUGCACCUGCGGCCGCCAGCAGCGGAACGGUCCUCCUCAACCCAAUGGAUCCAUGCCGACCUCGAGUCCGAUCAGUCUCCACCCCUCGGUGAUCUGACCAGGUGUUAUGCCGUCGGCGCAUCCAUUCUGAUCUUAAUUCUUUCCCCACUCCUCAGUAUCGCCAUCCUUCUCUGCGCCUGGACGGCGGCCUCAUUCUGGGUCUUUGCCAUGGUGAUGGGUAACCCGGACGGCACCGAGCGGAAAGAUGAUGGUCGUGCUGCUGUACUCGGUGUCUGCAAAUGGUGGCAGACUUGGCUGUGCAAGGCCCGGAAGCCCUCAUGA